AAUUACUUUGUCUUCCCUCUCUUCUUACAUCCUUCAGGGCACAUCGAAUCCAAGGAUGCCCAAAGUAUUUAGUAACGCAAUGAAACGAACUCGAGCUCAACAUCUCAAGCACAACUCGACUCACAGAACGCCAUGCAAAAAUGGAAACACCUUCAAAGUCUCGCUGAUAACUUGGAAGUAGUCAGUGCCUUGAAGACCUCACCAAGGAGGUUCGACCCGCCGCUUCUGGACCCUGUUUAAGGAUCAAUUGAAGUACAAAGGCACACGACCGUCUCAUUGCCUUUACAAUAUCCAACAGCCAGCCGAAAAUUUUUCAUCCUGAGAUGGACUCAUUCGAAUCAUGGAAUCUCAUCGUACUGAUCCACUCGAAUAAACGGCGAGAAAUACAAGGUUCAUUCUUGUUUGAGGAAAGAGAAAUGCUGGAGGUCUUCUGAGCUUUGUGUAUGGAUUCGGACGUGUUGUGGGUGACGGCGCCACCCUCCAGAACGGUGCAUUCAUCAUUUACCGACUAACAUCACACACGUCGAUGCUGUACGCUCGGUCCUUCAGUAUCCUACGGAACCAAGAUGGAUAUAUCUACACCAUCGAGACGCCGCCGCCACAACAGACAUACUGAAUGGAAAACGACUAGAUCGGAAGUUUGGAACCUUGUGUUCAUCACUGUUCAUUUGAUCUGUCUCAGUACCAGGUCAGACCAGGUCAGUCGAUCCCAGCUCACGAGGCACGGCUUUUCGGCUCUCUCCCGCUUUCACUGGGAUGUGACUACACAAGAAAUGGGGCACUUCCAGCUCGUUUGAUUGCCUCAAACUGGACUCGCCAACAAGGUCGAAAUUGCGGCAUCGCUGAUGUCCACCAACCAACCCCGAGGCCACCGGAACGGUACAAAAGGCUCAACAUUUUGGACAGACAAGUCCAACGCCCAUCUGCGUGAUCAUAGUAGUCAAUAUGAAGGCACCCCUCUUCGUUAUCCUGGCUGCUCUAUUGCCAUAUGCUUUGGCAGCACCAGCUCAGUCCGGGGAAAUGGUACAGACUCCAGGUGGAUUGCGUCCAAAGUCCAACGUCAUCCAGAUCCCCGAAGGUGGUGCAAUCAGCCUCACCGAGACCGAAAUCCAUCUACUCGAUGGAUCAAAAAGGAUCGUUCACGUUACUCCGAGAAGUGAGGCAAGAGUUGCGCGUGCCACAAACAGCACGGGGCCACCUCCCGAGCUAUCAGGAUGGAUUUCAUGGGCACAGUGGCGUCGCACUACUUCCCCUAUCCAAAACUUUGUCACAACAUGGGUUGUUCCACCUACUCCUAAAACCAAUAACCAUCAGCUGCUCUACCUCUUCAACGGUCUCGUACCUGAUAGUUCUACGGCCAUUCUACAGCCUGUCCUGCAAUGGGGUGUUUCUCCAGCAGGAGGUGGCCCCUACUGGACAGUUGCGGAUUGGUACGUUACUGAUACCACUGCGUACUGGUCCCAGCUGCAGAGUGUGUCCGUUGGACAAAGCUUGCAAGGCGUUAUCCAACGUUCUGCCCAGAACGCUGAUGGCACGUUCAACUAUGUCAGCGGGUUUACAGGCAGCCCUGGCGUUGCCCUCAGUAACUCUCCCGAGAUCACCUGGGCCUUUGAGACUUUGGAGGCGUACGGUGUUACCGCGGCUUCAGAUUAUCCUACUGGUUGUACCGUCUUUACGGGCAUUGGUAUAACGACGAGUAGUGGUGCGGCAGCUGUGUCGUGGAGUACCGUCAACGAUGAUGCUGACAGUAUUCACGCCACGAGUGGAAGUAAUGGGGAUGUCUCCAUCUGCUACCCAUUAGCAUGAGGGUUGUAGAUCAGUGGGCAUCCAGUAUGAGCCUUGAAGUUUCUACCUUUUCCCCCGCUUCAUAACUUAUGUAUGCCAGUCCUUUUUCUAUCGAAGAAGUUAUUUGUAUCCAGACAGUUAGAUCAAACCGUAUGCACGU
Messenger RNA from Marasmius oreades (fairy-ring Marasmius), 1945 nucleotides. RefSeq lists its product as uncharacterized. The record is from RefSeq and is a predicted model, not a curated record. Bases 946 to 1806 code for a protein of 286 amino acids. The transcript has 3 exons. NCBI's taxonomy places the organism in Eukaryota, Fungi, Basidiomycota, Agaricomycetes, Agaricales, Marasmiaceae.